Molecule: messenger RNA, 3933 nt
Organism: Zychaea mexicana
Lineage: Eukaryota; Fungi; Mucoromycota; Mucoromycetes; Mucorales; Lichtheimiaceae
Exons: 20
Coding region: 37-3714 (1225 amino acids)
Biological process (GO): actin filament bundle assembly; barbed-end actin filament capping; mitotic actomyosin contractile ring assembly
Cellular component (GO): mating projection tip; cell division site
Molecular function (GO): actin binding; small GTPase binding
Source: RefSeq, a predicted model, not a curated record
CGACGAGGGAUUCAUGACGAACAGAUACGACGAACCAUGCGUGCUUGGGAUGUUAACAAGAAAUGGCUCAUGGUGAACCAGGAUCGACAAGCCGAAAUGCUUGCCAGUUCAGAUACUACUACUGCGACGACCUUCCAAGUGGCCGAUCCAAUCACUACUAGUACCGCUCAUCCACAACCGCCGCCAAUACGGACAGAAAAGUCUGGAGACAAUAAAAAGAUGAUGUGGUCAAAUACGCCGACCAUGGUGCGAUCACCGGAUACCAUGCAUCAUUCUCGCCGAGGUUAUCAGCCGUUUCCAGAACCAUCACGUAGUGCAGGCACAUUGCGAGCAAGUCGGAGCAGUACAACAACCAAUAGUACAACAGUCUUGCUCGACUCUAUACCUGUUGGUGACAAGAAUUCGCCGGAAUAUUUCAUUCGAAAAUUCAUGGAAACAAAUCUAAGGGCGGUCUCGCCAGCGAUAGCUGCGCAUCUAGAAGUCAGUCUUCGAACUCGUCCCAUCGACUGGGUUGCUCGAUUUAUCGAACUCAAGGGUUUGCACGUAUUGGCACAAAAUCUUGCUUUUUUGAAUCGAAUGCCAGACAGGUUAGGAUCCACUUUGGAAAUAGAGAUAGAGAUCAUUAAAGCAAUCAAGGCAUUGAUCAAUACUCGGCGAGGAGGCCACGAAAUCAUGGCCAAUCCAGAGUAUAUUCAUACCGUCGUCUUUUCAUUGGUCUCGCCCCACUGGAUAACGCGCAAACUGGUGUGCGAAUUGCUUGUGUUUCUAUGCUACUAUCACCGGAAAAGGGGAUACAAUCACGUGCUGAAAGGGUUUGAGCUAUUGCAACAACUUCGGCAGGAUCCGGGAAUGUUUGAUGCUUGGCUAAAGGACUUUGAACGCACUCUGGACGGACGUGGACGGAUGGGUACAUUUGUGGGUGCCAAUGAAGAAUUCAAGCGGUUUGGCACGUAUAAUGGCGCAGAUAGUCAUCUCAUGGAAUACUCGCUAGAAAGCUUUGACUACCACUUGCUCAAUAUCCAAAUUGAUACAUACAGGAUUGCAUCCGAGAAUGAUUUUGACGAAGCUUUUGGCGACGAGUUUUCGCUCUAUUCCGAUAUCUCACAACCAUCCGAACUAUUUGAUUUAAUUGUCGAGAACGUUUCCGAAUCUCAAAAUGCAAGUGAUUCGUUAUUGGCCAUAUUACGCAACUUGUUAUUGAUCAAGGGCGAGAUAGGCUCAAAAGAACACUAUUACCAAAUUGUAAGUGCCUUUAUCGGGCAACUCGUGCUAAACCUUCGUACCAAUGCUUCCGGAGGAGGCGAUAACGACACUAGCUCAAUAUACGGCGGGUCCGUCAAUACAUUGAUCCAAAAAUUCAGCAACCAAGAUCGGCUCCAGCAGCUUGAGGAUGAAGCGGCAUAUAAUAGAGAGCAAGUGAUGAAGCUGACGACGGAAAAACGAGAAUUGGAGGUUGAAUUACAAGACAUGAGGAUGCAUCUUCGAUCCGAUGCUGUGUCAACAGAAAAUGCCUCUUUGAGAGAUCUUUUAAAGACAUCCAGAUCAACGAUUGCCAUGCUGCAAGAACGGUUACGUGAAAUGGAUGCCAUUAGCGAAAGGGAAGAGGAUCCAUCCGUACCGGGCCUGGUACUAGGCGAAGAAUGGAAGAUGGCCCGAAAGAAGUUUAUUACCUUGAACCCACGCCAAGAGGUAUCCAAUACUCUACCCCGAGAGAAAACAAAGAGCUCUUCUGCGGGACAUAACAUGAACCAUGCUAGCGACAGUCCAUUGUUCCAACCAGGCUCAGGAAGUCCACCUACACGACCCUCUGCUCCAGUGCCGCCACCACCACCUCCUCCACCUCCACCAGCCACAUCUCCACCGCCUCCACCACCACCACCACCUCCACCUACUCCUGGUGCUCCUCCUCCUCCUCCUCCUCCUCCUCCUCCACCACCACCACCACCACCGCCACCACCACCGGCUAGUGGGGCACCACCACCACCACCACCUCCUCCUCCUCCUCCACCUGCUGAAAACAACAACAACAUCCCACCUGUUCCUAGCGGACCAAAACGUAAAGAACUACACCACUAUCCAGAAAUCAAACUCAAAAACCUUCAAUGGCAAAAACUGGAAGUGCACAAUGUCGACAAGACCAUUUGGACGAUGGAAGGUGUAGACGAAAGCGAGUUUGAAGACGUAUUGCAUCGCACGGGAGAACUGGAGAAAAUCCAAGGUCAAUUUGCUGCCAAGGUCAAUACGUUGUUUGAACGUAAACUCAAGGCAAAGAUGGAAGAACGUCGGGAUGCUGUCAAGUUUUUGAGCAAGGAAAAGUCUCGCAACCUGAAUAUUGCGGUGCUUCCACGCUUGAAGCAUUUCGAUUCGUUCGUUCAAGUCCGUCAGCAUAUUCUUGCAGUAGACGAUCAACUCUGUACCGAAACUUUGUUGGGCAAUUUGAUUGCUUAUGCGCCAAGCAAGGAUGAUGAUCUCAAGAGCAUGGAAAAGUAUAUCAAGGCGACCGAAGAAGAACGCAAAGUCUUGGAUACUCCCGAACAGUUUACUAUCGAGAUGAUGAAAAUAUACAGAUAUGAAGCACGCCUGCAGUUUAUGCUUUUCCGAAUUCAGUUCUGGGAACGCUAUGAUCAGUUGACAAAGAACAUGACAAUGGUAGUUGAAGUAUGCGAUUCAUUACGCAAUUCAUCGAGCCUAAAGGAGCUGCUUUGCUUGAUUCUGAUGCUCGGUAACUACAUGAACGCAUCAAGUCUACAAGGUGGUGCGUUCGGUAUGCGUGUAACAAGUAUCAACAAGCUGUCGGACACCAAAGCAUCAAGCAACUCUUCGAUGACGCUUCUGAAUGUAUUGGUCGGUAUUACACGUCGCCAAUUCCCACAUAUCCAGCGAUUCCAGCAUGACCUGCGGAAUGUUCAACAUGCUGCUCGAAUCAUGGCGACUGUCAAUGACAUGGUAGAACAAUACACGGACAUGCGCCAGAACCUGAAAAAGCUCGAUGUAGAACUAGACACCAAAUGGAAGAAGAAGAAGAACGAGGACAACAGUGACAUCGAGCUUGACAAAGACGACCGAUUCCUUCAAGUCAUGGAAAAGCAUCGAAAUGCAGCAUCUGAACGGUUCGAGGAACUCGAAAUUCUGUAUAUCAAUAUGGAUGCCAAAUGGAAAGAUGUCAUGACGUUCUACGGCGAAAACCCCAAGGCGAUGCGACCGGAUGACUUCUUUAGUAUAUUUACAAAGUUUCUUGCGAGUUGGAAAGAGGCAAGCAUUGCUGAAGACAAGCAAGUGCAACGACUUGAACGUGAGGCGAAGCGAAAGCGCGCUGAAGAGGCACGGCAAGCAAGAUUGAAAGCUCUCAAGGAAGCUGACGAUGAAGCUGCUUUUGGUGACGAUGACGAUGAACCACCGACAAGUCCUGGUGGUACGCUCAAAGAAGAUGAUCGUCGCAUGAUGGAUAAUUUGCUUGAAAAGUUGCGCACAGGUGAAUCAGGGAAUCGACAACGACGUGAGCGCCGACGACGACAGCAACGACGCAUGUUGCAACAACAGCAACAACAACAGUCGCCUACAUCACCAUUGCCCGAAGACGACGAUGAAGAACAACAGGAGCCAAUGAUGACUGAGAUAUCAGCCGAGGAUCUGUUGAAGCACCUUCAAGCUGAAUCAAUGACCCCACCACCACCCGUUACUACUACUACUACUACUACUACCAGUACACUGUAGUUUAUAUAUUACCUACCUCGCAUACAUACAUUCAUCUAUAUCUCUAUAUUAUCCUCCUUCAUUUUGUUGUAUCUAUUAGCCACCCAAUCUUCGCGUACAUAUAUCAUGUCUAUCCCCCUUCCCCAACCCUUCACACACACACACACACACUCUCUCUCUCUUUUUUUCUUGCAUUUUAGAAGAUGCUCUUUUCCAAGACAUUCUCGCACAUAAACAAUC